Mollisia scopiformis is the source of this 574-nucleotide messenger RNA. RefSeq lists its product as uncharacterized. The record is from RefSeq and is a predicted model, not a curated record. Bases 123 to 542 code for a protein of 139 amino acids. The transcript has a single exon. NCBI's taxonomy places the organism in Eukaryota, Fungi, Ascomycota, Leotiomycetes, Helotiales, Mollisiaceae.
AACGAGUAUACAUUUCCUCUUGACUUCAUGUUGAGGUGGCAAUUCAGUAGUAACUUUCAACAAUACCUUUUUAACUCCAAACUAUAUCUCUGGAGAAGCGACCCACACGUCUCACACCAAUCAUGGCUUCCCCACCACCUCGACCCCUCCUCCUUGAACCAGCAACAGAAGCCGACAUCCCCACUCUCGCUAGCAUCUUAGUAGCCGCCCUAUUUCCCGAACCCACCAUGGCCUUCUUCUUCCCCAGCUGGCCCUCCACAUCUGGCAUGACUCGCUUCUACACCGCGCGCCUAACCGCCAAAUUCCACGACCCCGAUUCCGAACUCCUGAAACUCACGUACGGAGACGAAAUCGUAGGCUUGGGAAGUAUAACGCUUAAAGAGGGAGAAACGAAGGAGUACAGCAAGGCGGCACCGAUGAAGGGCUUCGAUCCGGAGUUUGCGUGGGCGUCUGGCGAGUGCUUUCGCAAGACAGAGGGGCUGAUGCUGGGGAGAAAGAGCUAUUGUAUUCUCCCAGGACCGACUUCCUGCUCAAGUUUCUGACUCACUGGAUAAUAGGGCUCACAUCCUGUGCU